UCCAGCGUAUUACCGGCGACCCUGAGAGGUAAUGUGAAUUUAGCGGCCAACCGAGGGCCAAGUUAUAAAGUGACGGGGACCUGGGUUAUCAAUAACGUGCUAAUAGACUGGCUUGGCCAGCUCUUCUUUGCUCCCACCUGUCAUGGCAGGCUGGUCACGUGAGGCAGUUCUAACAUUAUAUCGUGCCCUUCUGCGCCAGGGGCGCCAGCUACAGUAUACUGACCGUGACUUUUACGCAUCGUACGUCCGGAGAGAGUUUAGAAAACAGCAAGGACUCACAAAGCUCGUGGACAAAGAAAGGCAGUUGGAAAAAGGACAAUUCUUCCUCAAGACUAAGCUUGGUGGGCUGAUGUAACAGGUGACAUCUCCCUUGUCACUGUGUACUUUCAGGAAACCUUAAAGGUAUGUUAUGUUUUCAGUACUGUUGCCUUAGUGUUAAGAUUUUACAGUCGUUAGUACGUCUAAAUUUCUGUUUCACGAUAAAGUUGGAGUUCUCUUAA
This is a messenger RNA of Spea bombifrons (plains spadefoot toad), 500 nucleotides long. RefSeq names its product MIEF1 upstream open reading frame protein-like. The record is from RefSeq and is a predicted model, not a curated record. The coding region runs from base 143 to 355 and encodes 70 amino acids. Lineage: Eukaryota; Metazoa; Chordata; Amphibia; Anura; Pelobatidae. The transcript is spliced from 2 exons.